Molecule: messenger RNA, 536 nt
Organism: Porites evermanni
Lineage: Eukaryota; Metazoa; Cnidaria; Anthozoa; Scleractinia; Poritidae
Source: the annotation of a GenBank genome assembly
AUGGUCACCAACCGACUCAAGAUAAACGAUACAAAAACGGAGUUUCCCUUUGUGGGUUCCCGCCAACAGUUGAGCAAGGUACAACUUGAAUCAGUCACGGUCGAGGAUUCUGAAAUCAGCGUCCGCAAUCUCGGGGCAUGGUUUGAUGGGCAUUCAUGUGAGCAGUCUGCGGUAAGGCCUUCCGCGAUCUAUAUUUCAUCAGACAGAUCCGAAAGCAUCUAUCGGAAGAUGCUACCAAAGUCCUGGUUCAUGCCUUUCUAACAUCUCGUCUCGUCUAUUGGAACUACCUGCUCUUUGGUUUCCAAAGUAUCAACGUGAUCGGUUACAUAGGAUUCUUAGCAGCUGCAUCUGCCCACAUUGUCUGCUUGGUACCCAAGUUCAGUCACCACACACCAGCCUUUAUAAUCUACAUUGCUUACCAGUGCCCUAGUGCUACCAGUGCUACCCGACCACUGAGCUCUCGUUGGUGUUGGCCCUGUUUACCUAAAGAAGUUUCUAAGAUUCAAGGAAAGUGGUCCCUACAAUUUAAGAUCUAA